Molecule: messenger RNA, 2526 nt
Organism: Conger conger (European conger)
Lineage: Eukaryota; Metazoa; Chordata; Actinopteri; Anguilliformes; Congridae
Gene: kcnq3
Product: potassium voltage-gated channel, KQT-like subfamily, member 3
Exons: 15
Coding region: 1-2526 (841 amino acids)
Biological process (GO): potassium ion transport; transmembrane transport
Cellular component (GO): membrane
Molecular function (GO): voltage-gated potassium channel activity
Source: RefSeq, a predicted model, not a curated record
AUGGGGAUCAGGUCCAGAAAUGUUGGUAACGGUUCGGAAGACCAGAGAGAGAAGAAGGCAGGCUUGCCCGGGGACUUGGACCAAGGGGCUGUGGCAGAUAAAGAUGGAGCCUUUUUGCUCGUGGGACCUGGCAGAGACGAUUUCAAAAGAGGGUCUCAGAGUAUCGGACUUUUAGCCAAAACUCCCCUGGGGUACACUAGACCAGUAAAGCGGAAUAACAUCAGGAGACGAAGAAUUCAGAAUCUGAUCUACGACGCGCUUGAAAGACCAAGAGGAUGGGCGCUGCUUUACCACGCAUUUGUAUUUCUGAUUGUGCUGGGGUGUUUGAUUUUGGCCAUCUUAACCACUUUUAAGGAACAUGAAAAAGUUUCAGCGCACUGGCUUGUAAUAUUGGAAACCUUCACGAUAUUCAUCUUUGGUGCGGAGUUUGUGCUGAGAAUAUGGGCUGCUGGGUGCUGCUGUCGUUACAAAGGAUGGAGGGGGCGCCUCAAGUUUGCCCGGAAACCACUUUGCAUUUUAGACAUCUUCGUGCUGAUCGCGUCCGUGCCGGUGGUGGCGGUGAGGAACCAGGGCAACGUGCUGGCCACGUCCCUCAGGAGCCUGCGCUUCCUGCAGAUCCUGCGCAUGCUGCGCAUGGACCGCCGGGGAGGCACCUGGAAGCUGCUGGGGUCCGCCAUCUACGCCCACAGCAAGGAACUCAUCACUGCCUGGUACAUCGGAUUCCUGUCCCUCAUCCUGGCCUCCUUCCUGGUCUACCUUGUGGAGAAGGACGACGUCACCAUGGAGGUCCCGGGCGGCGAGAACCCCACCGGCCAGCCCACUCCGCAGGACUUCGACACGUACGCCGACGCCCUGUGGUGGGGCCUGAUCACCCUGACCACCAUUGGCUACGGGGAUAAGACGCCCAAGACGUGGGCCGGACGGCUACUGGCUGGCACCUUCGCUCUCAUAGGCGUGUCUUUCUUCGCGUUGCCUGCAGGAAUUUUGGGCUCAGGGCUGGCUCUGAAGGUACAGGAGCAGCACAGACAGAAGCACUUUGAGAAGCGCAGGCACCCUGCUGCUGGACUCAUCCAGUCGGCGUGGAGAUAUUAUGCCACCAACCCAAUCAGGGAAGACCUUGUUGCCACCUGGAGGUUCUACGAGACCGUCAUCUCUCUGCCCUGCUUCAGGCAAGAUCAUUUGGAAGUAAUGGCAAGCCAAAAGCUGAGUCUUCUGGAGCGCGUCCGGCUGCCCAACCCGCGUGCCCCCGCCGCUAUAAAGGGAAAGCUGAUGAUGCCUCUGAACCCGGACUCCAUACAGGAGAGUCCCACCAAGGAGCCCAAGCCAGCUGGCUUCAGCAACCGUGAGAGGUUCCGCACGGCGUUCCGCAUGAAGGCCUACGCUCUCCGACAGAGCUCUGAAGAUGCUGGGGCUCCUCCUGACCCAGUGUGUGAGGAAAGGGGGUUCCCCCCAGAUAUUCUCCUGGAGGAGAUGAUCCCUACACUGAAGCUGGUCAUCCGGGCUGUCAGGAUCAUGAAAUUCCUCCUGAACAAAAAGAAGUUCAAGGAGACUUUGAGGCCUUAUGACGUCAAGGAUGUGAUCGAGCAGUACUCUGCAGGGCACCUGGACAUGCUCUGCAGAAUCAAAUACCUCCAGACAAGAAUCGACAUGAUCUUGGCCCCCGGACCCCCAUUAACCCCAAAACACAAGAAGACCCAGAAACUACCAUUCACCUACCCAUCUCAGCAGUCUCCCAGACAUGAGCCCUACCUAGCCAAAGCGUCCAUGCCAGAGCCAGAAGACCAAAGCAUGAUGGGAAGAUUUGUCAGAGUGGAGAGACAGGUGGAGGACAUGGAGAAGAAGCUGGACUUUCUGGUGGACAUGCACAUGCAGCACAUGGAGCACCUGCAAGUGGACUCCGGGGGAGCGGCUCGGAUGACCAUGGAGCCCUGCGUCCCGGGCGGAGCCGACCUGGAGGACUGCGGCUUCACCGAGAUCCGCCGCGUCUUCUUCAACUACGCCGAGGCCUGCCCGCACAUGUCCUACCAGGUCCCCGUCAGCAAGGUGGUGCCCUUCUACAGCUGCCAGCAGGGCAUGGGAGGGCCGGGCCUCCCAGGCGGGGGUGCAGAUGCCUUCGUGGGCCACGGAGUCCCCACCUACAUGGAGCGGCCCACCGUGCUCCCCAUCAGCUCGCUCAACGACACCCGCGGGGGCUCAGACCAGGAGGCCCGCGGCCCCUACCGGGGCCCGGGCUCCCAGGAGCAGGGCCGGACCACGGGGCGGGACACGGACACGCCCGUCUCGCUGCUGUCAGUCACCCACGAGGAGCUGGAGCGUUCGCCCAGCGGGUUCAGCAUCUCGCAGGAGCGCGACGAUUUGACUUUCGGGGCGGGGGGAGCUGGGGGCCCCGGCUGGAUGAAGGAGAAGCGCUAUCUGGCGGAGGGAGAGACGGACACGGACACGGACCCCUUCACCCCCAGCGGACCCCUCCCUCUGUCCUCCACGGGCGAGGGCUUCCCGGACUCGGUGUGGAAUACGCCCCCCUAA